AUGGCUACAGCCGGUGCAAGCAGAGGUGAUGAAGAAAGUCUUCGAGCCAAAAUAACUGAACAUUUUAUCAGCUGUUCUUUAUGCCUUGAAGAGUACAAAGAGCCGACAUAUUUACCUUGUGGGCAUACAUUUUGUAAAGGUUGUCUGCAGACUUAUAUUUCUGCUUUAACACCAGGAAAAAAAGUUCAAUGUUCCGUAUGUCAGAAAGAAACUAAAGUUCCUAAAGAAGGAGUCGAGGGCUUUACUCACAAUUUCUACAUUGAAAGCCUACAGGACACCGUACUUCAGUCACCACGUCAGAAAAAGUGUAAGUUUUGUGCCUUGUCUUUUGAAAGAGAAACUGUAGCUACUUCAAAAUGCAUCACCUGCCAUGACUACCUGUGUGAGAGGUGUGCCCUGUUACACUGUGGUACCAGCCACACAAAAGACCAUAAAGUGCUCACUUUCCAACAGCUACAGAACAAAGAUUACCAAAAACAUAUCCAAAAGCAUCAAAAGAUUUUCUGCCCAGAACACAAAAAUGAGAGCAUAAGAUAUUAUUGUUCAGGAUGCAAUGUGCCCAUUUGUCGUGACUGCAGAGAUCUACACCAUGAUGGUCACAAACUUAUCUCUCUUGAAAAAGCUGCAGAGAUUGUCAAACCAAUACUUAAGACCAAAUCUCUUGGCAUGCAGAGAAAAUUUGCAACUGGUAAGAGAAAGUUGGUAAAAAUUUCUAAAACCCUGGCAACCCUCCAAGAAAAUGAAAGCUCUGUUCAGCAGCAGAUAAAAGCUCGUGCAGCUCAUCUGCGACACUUGGUAAAUCAACAAGAGAAAAUCUUACUACAAGACCUUCAUAAAACCACCAGUGCUCACAGAAAUGAUUUACAAAUUUCCUACGAGAAGUGCAGUACCACUUGCAACUCUAUCAAAUACACAACAGAUGUAGUAAAGAUGAUCCUUCAGAAUGGGAAUCCCAUAAAUGUCAUCAUGUUACAACACCAACUUGGACAGAAACUCGAUGAGCUACAGUCCACUUCAGCUGUGGAGGGAAUUCCUGAAGAAAUAAAUCUCACACUAACCACCAACACAGAAGUGGACCAAGAGAUAUCCAGUGGGGCUGGCCUUGGGAAUGUGCAGAUACAUGUAUCUGGACGACCAGCUAAGCCCGAUUUCAAACAACACCUUGAAUGUUUGGUGGAUUGUUUGCUGGAGUUUGGCGCUGGCUUGUAAUAACCGGCCCGUUCGGUUAUUCAAGUUCUUGAAUUUCUUUUUCACCAAAACACAACUGAGACAGGCAGGUAUAGGUUCCUGCUACAUGAUUUAUUCAACCGACUGAAGAACUCGGGUAUCUGUUCUCUCUCACUACAUCCAUCUAUAAGUCUCCUAUAAAUCUCCAGCACUCUCUGUCUAUCUCCCUCCCCUCUGUGGCUCGGUUGCUGCUUUUAUACUAUAUCUUGAUUUACUUUUUAAAUGAGCUUCCAUAACUGACAUGCAACAUGCCCUGCCUAUAUACAUUUGAAUAAUUAAAACUAAAACAAAUAUGCAUAUCUCAUGUAAGCAAAUUUAGAAGACUAUCAAUACUAUGAGUGGUUCACUAC
Lingula anatina is the source of this 1577-nucleotide messenger RNA. Its product is annotated as E3 ubiquitin-protein ligase TRIM56-like. The record is from RefSeq and is a predicted model, not a curated record. Lineage: Eukaryota; Metazoa; Brachiopoda; Lingulata; Lingulida; Lingulidae.